CCCAUUUUCACUCGUCGUCAUCAGAAAUUUCAAAUUUCAAACUAAUUUAGAGAGAGAGAGAGAGAGAGAGAGAGAGAGAGAGAGGGGGCCGUCGAGGUAUAGAGAGAGAGAGGGAGAGAGAGAAAGGGCCAUCGAGGUAGAGAGAGAGAGGGAGGGAGGGAGGGCGAUGGCGUUUAACCUAGCUCACCAGAUCGGGACACUAUGUGGGGUGGCGCCGGUGGCGGUGGAGGCGGCGGAUAGGAAGCCGGCGACGGCGGCGGUGCCGGUGCCGGGGGCGAACCUCCGGUGCCGGAUCCACAAGGCGGGGGGCGAGAUCGACCAGAUCUCGCCGCCGAUGAGCCCCUGCCGAUCGCCGGUGAUCGCGGCGGCGCUUCCGGAUCUCGCGGUGGCGUGCCGCGCCCUGACGGCGGCGGACGCGGCGGCGGAAGCAGCGGCGGCGGCGGCGGCGGCGGAGGAGGAGAUGGAGAGGGUUCACGGAGGAGGGGGAUCGGAGGGGGGGAAGGGGGUUCCGGUGUACGUGAUGCUCCCGCUGGACACGGUGAGGCCCGGGGGAGGGGGGAUGAGCCGGCGGAAAGCGAUGGGGGCGAGCCUUGCGGCGCUGAAGAGCGCGGGGGUGGCGGGGGUGAUGGUCGACGUGUGGUGGGGGAUCGUGGAGAGGGAGGGGCCGGGGGUCUACGAUUGGAGCGGCUACGACGAGCUCAUGGACAUGGCGCGCCGCGUCGGCCUCAAGGUCCAAGCCGUCAUGUCCUUCCACCAGUGCGGCGGCAACGUCGGCGACUCCGUCACGAUACCGCUGCCGCGGUGGGUGGUGGAGGAGAUGGAGAAGGAUCCGGAUCUGUGCUACACGGACCAGUGGGGCCGGCGCAACUACGAGUACGUCUCCCUCGGCUGUGACACCCUCCCCGUGCUCAAGGGCCGCUCUCCGGUCCAGUGCUACGCCGACUUCAUGCGCGCCUUCCGCGACCGCUUCGCCGACUUCCUCGGCUCCACCAUCGUCGAGAUCCAAGUGGGCAUGGGCCCCGCGGGGGAACUGAGGUACCCUUCCUAUCCGGAGCUCAACGGCACGUGGAAGUUCCCGGGCAUCGGCGCUUUUCAGUGCUACGAUAAGUACAUGCUGAGCAGCCUGAGGGCGGCGGCGGAGGCUGCGGGGAAGCCGGAGUGGGGCCAGGGCGGGCCGACCGACGCCGGGGGCUACAACAGCUGGCCGGAGGAGACCCCGUUCUUCCGCCGCGAGGGCGGGUGGGACGGCCCCUACGGGGAUUUCUUCCUCUCGUGGUACUCGCAGCUCCUGCUCGACCACGGCGAGCGCGUGCUCUCCGCCGCCGCCGCCGCAUUCGCGGGGCGCGGCGGCACCAAGCUCUCCGUGAAGGUGGCGGGGAUCCACUGGCACUACGGCACGCGGUCGCACGCCCCGGAGCUCACGGCGGGCUACUACAACACGCGGAGCCGCGACGGGUACCUCCCGAUCGCGCGCAUGAUCGCGCGGCACGGCGCGGUGCUCAACUUCACGUGCGUGGAGAUGCGGGACGGGGAGCAGCCCCCCGAGGCGAUGUGCCGGCCCGAGGCCCUGGUGCGGCAGGUGGCGGCGGCGGCGCGCGAGGCCGGGGCGGCGCUCGCGGGGGAGAACGCGCUGCCGCGCUACGACGAGGCGGCGCACGAGCAGAUCGUGAGCAACGCGGCGGCGGCCUACCAUGCUGAACGCGGGGAGGGGGAGGGGGAGGGGGAGGGAAUGGCGGCGUUCACGUACCUGCGGAUGGCGCCGGAGCUGUUCGCGGGGGAGAAUUGGGUGCGGUUCGCGGCGUUCGUGAAGCGGAUGGGGGAGGGGAGGGAGGCGCAGUGCCGGGAGCAGGCGGAGCGGGAGGCGCAGCAGCUGGCCAAUGCCACGGGGCCGCUCGUCCAGGAGGCGGCCGUCGCGCUCGCCAGUGGCUGAGAUCUCCAGUCCCACCCCAGACACCCCAGAGAGAGAGAGAGAGAGAGAGAGAGAGAGAGAGAGAGUGACGAGAAGCAACAGAUUAAGGAGAAGAACACCUCUAUCUCUCUCUCUCUAUCUCUCUCUCUCUCUCUCUAUAUAUAUAUAUACGUAUAUAUAAAUAUAUAUACAAAACCAAACCUAUAGAACAGUGCAUGUCUUUGUUACCUUUUCUUUUGUAUGGUUUAUUAAAAGCAGGGUAACUGGGGUUUUAUGUGUAAAGAUGGUGGGGGUUUGCGUAGGAAGGGGCGGAAAGAGGGUGGGAGAGUUUUGGCGUCUCGCUCUCUUUUUCCCUUCUACCGUUUACUGUUUGUUGUACGAAAUAGGAGAAAGGUGGGAACCAUGUUUACGUAGUAGCUCGAUCGUUUUAAAAGUCGGAGAAGUAAACACUUUGCAUCUAUUUUACUUUCUUUCCUUGUCGUCCCGUUUGGCCUUGGAGAUCAUGGUUGCUGUAUUUCUAAAUCUCCCGACUAAAUUAGCUGUUGUUCCUUAAAAUUGAUGUGGUGAGAAAUUUAAAGGAUUCACAGAACCAGGUACGGGGUCUGAACUUGUCUCUUUCGAGCAGUUCCCUUGAUGCCGCGUGGUUCUUCUUUCAAUUUCAACAAAACUGCGACCACGUAAUUUUUCUUUGGUUAA
Molecule: messenger RNA, 2605 nt
Organism: Ananas comosus (pineapple)
Lineage: Eukaryota; Viridiplantae; Streptophyta; Magnoliopsida; Poales; Bromeliaceae
Product: beta-amylase 1, chloroplastic
Exons: 4
Coding region: 167-1930 (587 amino acids)
Biological process (GO): polysaccharide catabolic process
Molecular function (GO): beta-amylase activity
Source: RefSeq, a predicted model, not a curated record